This is a messenger RNA of Prorocentrum cordatum, 5407 nucleotides long. Lineage: Eukaryota; Dinophyceae; Prorocentrales; Prorocentraceae. The record is from the annotation of a GenBank genome assembly.
AUGGGGUGCGGCGAGUCCAAGGCGACCGCCUGCGUGGCGACGGAGGCCGCGGAGGUCCCCCGCGAGGCCGCCACUGGCGCGGCCGAAGGUGCCUGCGCGUGCCGGGGGCCGCGCUCCUUCUCCGACGAGAGCACGGCGUCGGGUGGCACGGCCGCCGCGCGGUCGUUGUGCCUUGGCACCUUCACCCACUCGACCCUGGAGGGCGAGCACUUUGCCGACUCGGUCAGCACAGCGCUCUCCGAGGCUGACCGCCUGCUCCACGACAAUCAGGCGCUGAGGGCCGAGGAGGUCCUCGCCCGAGCGCUCGAGCACCUCGACGAUGCAGGCCUCAGAGAUGCUGCGGCCGCGGAGGCGGCCAGGGUCCUGCGCGCCAGCGACUCUUACGCGGCCGUCCGCGAGCUCUGCCAGCGGUACGACGAGGUUGCUGAAGUGCUGAAGACGCAGGGCGGGCACCUGAAGCUCGUGUGGGAAGACGAGGAGGGCCAACUGUGGCUGCACAAGCCCGCCGACGAGACGUGGCUGGAGUUCAAGAUCGUCAGCAACAUCGACGCGCCGCUUUCGCAUUGCCUUGCGUGCGGUAACGAGGUGAGCCUGAUCCCAGAAUUUGAGCCGAACGUCGUAGGAACUCCGACCUUCGUGGGAGAGUCAAACGCGUUCACCUCGGUCGUCCGAGUGAUACUGGGGGUGAUGUUGCUGCGCCUGGAGCUCAUGUACGAGAUUCGCCGGUUCUACAAUGCCGAGCACGGCUUCCUGGCCGAGAGCAUCCGCUCGGACUUCCCCGUGGAGGGCCGACCCGUGCCCCCGAGGCACUGGCGGCACAAGCGGAUGAGGAUAAGCACCUCGAACGUGUGGAUCCCGCAGGGCGGCGGACGCGAGGGCACCACGCUCGUCCAGUCCUCCCGGGUCGACGCGGGCUUCAGGAUGCCGGACUUCAUCGUGGAGUUUUUCUUCCGGCAGCUGGCCCCGUCCAUCCUCGGUAACUUGCGCAGGAACGCGACGGCCGUCGGGAGCCCGGACGGCCCGUACGUUGCGCGGCUGGCCGCGGACACCCAGGGCGUGUACGCGGAGUGCGCGAGGGUCGAGGAGGCCGCCUCCCGCCGCAGGUGGCUCGUGGACGCUGUGCUGGAGGCUGCGCGGGAGACACUGCAGACGGCGGGCACCGCGAGCCUAGUGUGGGCUGAGCAGACCGCGCAGUCGGCGCCCGACCGCAGCAAGUGGUGGAUCGUCACGGUGGUGGUCGGGGGCCUCUUCGGGCGCCUGAUUCUGGUGUGGUACGGUGGCGGGGAGGCAUACUGGCACGAGCGCCUCCUGCUCUGCAAGGUGCGGGAGACGACGUGGAUCAUCGUCACUCCUGAUGGCGAUGUCUAUCCAGAGGACAUUCGGGCUCUCGGAGGCAGGCCGUGUCUGCAAGGGUCCGUGCCGCCGGCGAUCCCGGCCGACGCCAUGCUGUACAGAUUCCCGCCACUCGGCCAGCUGCACACGGCGGAGGAGUGGGCUGGGCUGGGCAUCGACGACGACGCGGCUGAUGCUGAGUCUGGUGCUGUGCGUGAUCGGGUUGGUCAGCAUGGCUGGACCGCCGACACGGGCCUGCCGGCUGGACCUCCGCCCGCCGCCGCCGGCGCGGGGGCCGGGAUACUGGUGGCGGACGUGGGCGCGGCCCCCGUGGCCGGCGGCCUGGCCGCGCCGCCUGCUGUGCCGCUCGCCGCCGUGGGUGGAGGCGCUGCCAUCCCGGGGGCUGGAGCUGCCGUGGGGGCCGUGGUGGCGCCCGGAGGUGGCCUCGCCCCUGGCAUGCAGUGGAUCGUGGUGGCCAACGACGGCCACCCGGGUGCGCCCUCCAUCGGGACCGACUGGAGCGUGGACGCCAAUGCCGUCGUCAUGGGCAAGUUCGCGCUGGACAAGCUCGGAUCUGCCACCCUCGUGCUGGAGAGCAUCGCGGUCGGCAGCAAGAAGCAUGUGCUGGUCUCGAGGAAGGGCGAAGUCGAGCAGGCGGUGGUCCGAGCUUCGGGAGCAGGCCUGCCAGGAGCUGGUCUCGGACCUCAGGCGAUGGGAGACGGGACGGCGGCUGCAGCGCCGCUCAAGUCUUCUGACGCACGGGUGCUGCCGGUGCUGUACGAUCAGAUGGGCCAGAGGUUCAGGGCCUACUCGAACGCCGUCGGGCUGCUGGAGGAGCCGCGAUUUGACGACUUCCCUGCGGUCGGCCCGAGGACGACGCUCUGGCUGUGCAGGUUCAUCAGAGACCAGGGGAGCGUGCCUCGCACCAGGACCGAGAAGUGGAUGCGGGACGCCCAUGUGCCGGACAACGACAGGGUCAGGCACGAGCAUGGCAGUCUCAUGGAGAUUCUUGAGACUGCGCUCACGUAUGAUCAGCUGGACGUGUCUGCCCCCGCCUCCUUCGAGAUCCUGUCAAGAAGGGUUCAGCUGUUGGAGGAGGCUUACACGUCCAAUCCGAAGGCGCCGCGGUUCGAUGGGAGCGAGCACUUCCAAGGCCUCGGCAGGGAGGUCGCGGCCGUGGCGCCGCAGCUCACCUCGCACGCGGCGUUGCAGCUCCAGGGCGAGGCUGCGAUCCAGAAGGAACGACGCAAGGGCUGCGGCGAGUUUUUGACCAAGGCAUGGCAGACGGUCGGCAGCGUGACCUUCUACCCUUGCCUCGACAUCAUGACUGGGAAGGCCCUCGCAGCUCACUCAGUCGUGGAGUUCAGCAACGUAUUUGUCGCCGUGCUUGGAUCGACAGGUGGUGAGCAGGCGCGCGCUGCUGCUGCCUUGGCCCGGGAAGCGGCUGAAGCUGUGCCCUUGCCCAAGGAGAGACCCGCCCCGCAAGAAGCCCUGGCGGCACUUCUGCGCACAGACACCCGCUAUGGUGACAGCGAGUGCGCCGGGAACAUUGCACCGUUUGGCUCGGCUUCAGCAUCUCUGCCGAGCCGCGACCUGCGCGGGGUGGACAUCUACAACGUCCUGCCCUCGGACGCGUCGCACAAGCUCAAGCGGUUUAGCGACACCAUCCUUCUCAGCGACGAGGAGUACGCAUUGCGUAUCAAGAGCGAGGGACUGCCCAACCUUUACUUUGACCCAGUGCUGGAGGCACAGACCAACAUACGAUUUGACAUCCCAGACUCAAUACAGCUUGCUACUGGCGACUCGCUCAGCCGUCUUGAGCGCGCCUCUGACCAGACCAUCUUCUCGGCCAGCUUCGACAUCAAGGAUUACUUCCACGAGCUCAGGAUCGACGAGGAAUUAUCUCAGUAUUUUGCUCUACCAGCGGUCCGUGCCUCGGCGGUGGGGGUGGGGAGCAUCAAUGGUGUCAAGGUUGGUCCAAGUGAGCUCAUCUACCCGCUGGCAUACGUCGGCAACUUCGGGGCCUUCGGCUGUGACAAGGCCGAAGUUGAGGCCACGCACCGUCAGGCUCUCGAAGGCAUUCGGCAGGCAGGCUUCCACGUGCAUGAGAUCGAGCAGGUCAGCACCUCUUUGGACAUCGUGGGAGUGCACCUCGAUGGAGAUAAGAAGGUGGUCAGGCUGUCCUCCGCCAGGGCGCGGCGACUGCACGCUGGGCUACAUGCUCUUGUACGACGCGGGCGCUGCACUGGGAGGGAGAUGCGAGCCAUGCUUGGGCACCUAUGCUUUGCUUUCUUGCUUCGGCGCCCUUGCCUAUCCUGCGUCGCGGCCUCCUUCGCCUUUGCCGAGGCGGCCGGGGGGGGGCCAAAGAACCUCUGGCCGAGCGCCAAGAGGGAGCUCCUCAUCGCCGCUGCCAUCCUGCCGCUGGUCUACGCCGACCUCGGGGCGGGCUGGCUCGACCAGGUGGUUGCGACGGAUGCUUGCGAUACUGGUCUGGGCGUCUGCGCGGCAGAGUGGGGCUCCCAAGAUAUACGGAUCACUGGCAGCUACGACGAGCGCUGGAGGUUCAAGAAGGACCCGCUACGCAAGCACCGUGAGGUCGCCUUGGCGGGAUACGACCACGCCGACCCGCCGAUCGACAGAGACGGCAACCUCGUGGCGGGCGUCAGCGAGGGCGCCUGGCUUGCCAUCGGGAACUUUCCCGACGUUCCGCCUACCUCGGUCAGAGGCUCGAAGUGGGCCGUGGUCGCUAAGCGCCCCUGCGGCAGCCACGAGGGGGCGAUCCACGUCAAGGAGGCGAGAGGCGCCAAGCUCGGCCUCAAGCACGUGGUUCGGUGUGGGCGCUGGCGGCACAGCAAGGUGCUCAUGCUGGUGGACAAUAUGUCACUCGCGCUGGCCAUGCAAAAGGGCCGCUGUCGCGAUCCAGCCCUCCUCGGCCAGCUUCGUCAGAUGGCCGCGCUGCAGCUCGCCACUGGGCUGCGGGUGCAGUGCCGCUGGAUCCCGUCGGAGGCCGCAGGGUCAGGACCAUCCGAGCAGGCGAUCCUGGCCCGGCCCCCGGCGACGCGAGCCGAGCCUCGAGGCGGCUCGCGGAGAUCGCGAGUCACAACCUCGACAAGGCUGGCUGCCGCCCGGCGGUCGGCCAGCAGCGGAGGCCUCUCCUACCUCGAGAGCAUCGCUGUGAAGCCCGUCCAGAUCGAGGAUUACCACAGACGGAUCGAGGAGUUCUACGAGUACGCCCGCCGCCAGGGUUUGAACGUCAGCACCUUGGACUCGCUGGAGACGGCCCUCCUGGACUGGGCGGACGAGGCGUAUCUCGAGGGCAGGAAGAAGCACGAUGGCGAGAAGCUGAAGGCUGCUGUGCUCCACUAUUACCCGAACCUGAAGCGGCCCAACACCAAGCCGCUGGCCAGGUUCGAGAGAUGCUUGAAGGCCUGGGGACGCCGGAGGCCCGCGCUGGGCCGUCUGCCACCCCCGUACCCGACGAUCUGUGGCCUGGCUGUGGCUCUCCACCUCCUGGGCCGCACGGACAUGGCUGUAGCCGUGCUGGUCGCGCUGAGCGCCUACUUGCGGCCAGGGGAAUUGCGUGGGCUCCGCGUUCGGGACGUCGUCCCACCCGCGCUUGGCUACGGACCAGAGUACCAGAAGUGGUCGCUGAUCCUGGGGCCUUCGGACAGCAUCGGAGGCCCCACCAAGACGGGCGUCUACGACGACAAUGUGACGAUGGACCACGAGAACCUGCAGUUCCUCGACCGCUUCUUCGAGCUGCACCGCCAGGGAAAGGGGUCGAACGACCCGCUGUGGGGCUUCACGCAGGCGGAGUUCGGGGCCAUGAUCGCGAAGGCGCUGAAGGUGCGCCAGCUCGAGGGCCUGGGGAUCGCCCCCUACAGCCUUCGGCGCGCGGGCCCGUCGUGGGACGCCAUCACGGGCAGGAGGUCGCAGCUGGAGGUCCAGCGUCGCGGGCGCUGGGCCAGCAUGAGCUCUCUCAUCAGGUACGAGAAGUCCAGCAAGGUCAACUCCCUGCUUGUGAACCUGGACGACAGCGUCCAGGAGUACCUCAGGCUCUGCACGGCGCACCUUG